UGCGAAGGUAGUGGUGGUUUGCUGGAUCAAGUCGAGUGUUUCCUCUGGGCUUCUUGCUGCUUGUUUUAGUAAUAACAUUCUGCCUUGUGUAUCCGCCAAGUUUGGAGCUUGAAAUAUAGGCGUUUAAUCCUCUUUCUACACGUUUUAGUUACUACAUGUUAUUAUUGCAGACUAGCGUGCGCGGCGGACGUAACUUAGUCUGGAAAGCUUUUUUCUAACAUAAUUGGAGUACGAAAUUACGAUGCCAUCCCCGAUGGAGGGAUCUUCCAGAGAAGGUGACCUGUUUACUGUGAAACAUGAGCUGAAAAACGUAGGGCGUCAUCCGACUGGACACCUCUGGCAAUCUAUUAAUAAACGCUGAAAUCUAACUUGGCCUUGGCAGGCUAACCUGACGGGCCACGUAGAGAGGGUGGGCAUCGAAAACUUUGAGUUAUUGAAGGUGUUGGGCACAGGAGCAUACGGCAAGGUGUUCCUGGUGAGGAAAGUGAGCGGUCAUGAUGCAGGGAAACUGUAUGCCAUGAAGGUUUUAAAGAAAGCGACUAUUGUACAAAAGGCAAAGACUGCUGAACACACACGGACGGAGCGGCAGGUGCUGGAGCACAUCCGCCAGUCUCCAUUCCUCGUCACACUUCACUAUGCCUUCCAAACAGAUACCAAGCUGCACCUUAUUCUGGAUUAUGUCAAUGGUGGGGAGCUGUUCACACAUUUAGUGCAGCGAGUGCGGUUUAAGGAGCAAGAAGUGUCGCUGUACAGUGGGGAGAUUGUGUUGGCAUUGGAGCAUCUACACAAGCUUGGGAUUGUCUAUCGGGACCUAAAACUUGAGAAUAUUUUACUGGACUCAAAUGGUCAUAUAGUUCUCACAGACUUUGGCCUCAGUAAAGAAUUUGAUCAGGUGGAAAGAGCUUUUUCUGUCUGUGGCACUAUUGAAUAUAUGGCUCCAGAAAUAGUGGAAGGAGGAGAAUCUGGGCAUGACAAGGCGGUGGACUGGUGGAGCCUUGGCGUGUUGAUGUAUGAGCUUUUGACAGGCGGAUCACCCUUUACCGUUGAUGGCGAUGAGAACUCUCACACAGACAUAGCCAAGAGAAUUUUGAAGAAGGAUCCUCCUUUUCCCAAAGAUAUGGGAUCACUGGCCAGAGACCUUAUGCAGGGACUCCUCAUCAAAGAUCCGAAGAAGAGAUUAGGUUCGGGCCCGGAUGGAGCAGAGAAUGUAAAGAAACAUCCCUUUUACCAGAAAAUUAACUGGGAAGACUUGGCAGCAAAGCAGGUGCCUGCCCCGUUCAAGCCUGUGAUACGGGAUGAGCUGGAUGUCAGCAACUUUGCAGAUGAGUUCACCGAGAUGGACCCCACCUACUCCCCUGCAGCUCUGCCUCAGAACUGUGACCGCAUCUUCCAGGGCUACUCCUUCAUGGCCCCCUCCAUCCUGUUCAAGAGGAAUGUGGUGAUGGACGACCCUGUCCAGCUGUGUGGGGGCUCCGAGAGGCCGGGCUGUGCUGCGGUGGCCCGCAGCGCCAUGAUGAAGGACUCGCCGUUCUAUCUGAGUUACGAGAUGGACUUGAAGGACAGCGCUCUGGGAGAAGGUAGCUUCUCCAUCUGCAGGCGCUGCACACACAAGAAAACAGGACAAAAGUAUGCAGUCAAGAUUAUCAGCAAAAGGAUGGAGGCACAAACUCAGAGGGAAAUAGCAGCUUUGAAACUUUGCGAUGGCCACCCUAAUAUUGUCAAAUUACAUGAAAUCUACCAUGACCAGCUCCACACGUACCUGGUGCUGGAGCUGCUUGGUGGAGGGGAGCUGCUGGAAAGGAUUCGUAGGAAGCAACAUUUCAGUGAAACCGAGGCCAGCCGCAUCAUGCGCAAGCUGGUGUCAGCUGUCAGCCACAUGCAUGAUGUAGGAGUGGUGCACAGGGACCUUAAACCAGAGAACCUGCUCUUCACAGACGAGAGUGAGAACUCUGAGAUAAAAAUCAUAGACUUUGGUUUUGCUCGCCUCAAACCACCAGACAAUCAGCUCCUGAAGACUCCCUGCUUCACGCUGCAGUAUGCUGCACCAGAGAUACUCAAAUACGACGGCUAUGAUGAGUCCUGUGACCUGUGGAGUCUGGGAGUCAUCCUGUACACCAUGCUGUCUGGGCAGGUGCCUUUUCAGUGUCAAGGGAAGAGCCUCACCCACACCAGCGCUGAGGAAAUUAUGAAGAAAAUCAAGCAGGGAGAUUUCUCCUUUGAAGGAGAGGCUUGGAGGAACGUGUCCCAGCAGGCGAAGGACCUGAUACAAGAGCUGCUGACAGUGGACCCAAACAAGAGGAUUAAGAUGUGUGGCCUACGUUACAAUGCCUGGCUCCAGGAUGACAGCCAGCUGUCCUCCAACCCACUCAUGACCCCAGACAUUCUCGGCUCCUCCACCGCUUCCGUGCACACUUGCGUCAAAGCUACCUUUAAUGCAUUUAACAAAUGCAAGCGGGAAGGUUUCCGCCUCCAGACAGUGGACAAGGCGCCACUAGCGAAGAGGAGGAAGAUGAAAAAGACAAGUACCAGCACCGAGACCCGCAGCAGUUCAAGCGAGAGCACCCAUUCCUCCUCGUCCUCCUCCCAGUCUCAGGAGAAGACGUUUGCAGAGAGUGACACCAACCCGCAGCCUUCCAACAGCACUCCUCUCACCACCCCGGUCAACACGCCCAUGACCCUGGGAACAGACUCCGAGCACCAUCCGGCGCCUCCAGCCUUCGACUUCUCGUAAGGACCAAGAGACGGCAAGAAGAAAAGGAAGAUUUGGACAGUUUCUUGAAUGGCCAGAGACCUCGGACCGGUGUAGAGACUCUUUCUCCCUGUCCCCUGGCAGCUUUCCGCCUCUGGCUCAAUUGCAUGGACACCUGCGCGCCUCCAAAUCCAAGCAUGCAGCAAGAGCAACAAUCGUCACCUUAAUAUCAACCAGUAGACCAUUACGAGCAAUAGCGUAUCCCUUCUCUCUCAUUCACUCUCAGACUAUUAUUCAGGGACUGGACCACGAAGAAGUCUAAAAGGGCUGCCUAAAUGCGCCAGGUCCAAACAGACAAACCCCUACAGUCUCGUGAUAGAAGUCGCAUCUCUGUCCAGUUACCUGUCUUUGUCCAUAACACCAGAGGUUUUAAAGGGAAAGUCGUAGUGUUUACACUAUAGAGGCUUUGUAUAUUUUUAAAAGCUAUUAAGGAAGUGCAACGUGCUGUGGGUCCACUUCUCUUUUUUGGGAAGUCUCUGAGAUGAAGCAGGGUAUUUAUAUGUGAAUUUUACAGACUGAGAUUUAUUUAUGAUAAACUAUAUUGUUAUUUAUGGUACAGACUGAUCUGAUAAGAAAAAAAUGGUAAAGAUACAGUGAGUCUCUAAAAAAAAAGUCUGGAGGUUGUUAAUUCUUCUAUGUAAUUAUCAUAGACAUUAACACUUCUGCUCAGCUUUUUGGACACAGUUAUGUAGACAUUGUAUUAUAGGCAAGAAGAGAUUAUCGCCACUGGUUAAUGGUUGUGAACCAGUGGGUUGAAUUUGGGAGGUUUUUAAAAUUAUUUAUGGAGACUAGUGAGUUUUGAAGCUACACUGCAGCUGUUUGCGGUGGCUAGAAAGUUGAUUUCCUUGUGUAUCAGAAUUGAAAUAGGAGAAGUGUUUUAUAGAAACAUCCAAACGUCGAUGUCGUACGUUCAUCCAAAUCUGUUGUUUUAUUGUUGUAUGGGGAACACAAGAGGAUGUGACCCUACAAGAAGAGCUAUAUUUAAAGGAGACCUCCCUCUGAUGUGGGAGUAUGACUACUUAAAGACUCAGCACUGCUCUUUUUCCACACGGUCUGAUCCUCAGUUGAGUGUUAAGCCCAGCAGUGGAUUUGCCUUGUGUGUUAUAAGACCUAAAUGUGUCAGUAUCACUGCGAGCAAUUGGAUUGAGCAGAAUGUCCCAAAUGGAAAAUUCAGAUCAGCUUAGUGUGAGGUGAAUAGGUUGAGUUUUCCGAGAUCCAACAUGCUUCAAGUGCGUCCUCCAAGCGUCCUCUUCAGAUAGAUGAUGAAAUUAGUUAAAAUAUAGAAAAGGUGUACGUGCCAAAAAUGUAAUAAAAUUACGACAUGUCAGUUGAAGAGAGACAUUUACCACAAAAAAUGUUUCUUGUGUCUUUAAAAGUACAGAAAAACAUAUGUCCAGUACGAGGGGUUUCUGAUGACAGACCUCAAAGCGCCGCCCUUCGCUCCGUUUACCAAGUGUACUGCAUGACCGGAGCGGUGCUCUCUGCACUGUGGGACAGCUCUGACUUUGAGGCAGACAUUUGGUUCGGAUUAGGUCCCCAGUGCAUGAUGUGAACUGAAACAUGUUUUUAUGGGCUUUUUGGGAGAUUCUUACUUGAUUUAAUGUGAGGUUUGUUUACUUGCACAUUUGUAUAUCCCCGAUUAAAUUCGGGACCUUGAAGUUUUAUUGUUUGAAGUGUGCUCAAACACACCAUGACCCCUUUUAGGAUAGACUGAAUAUUGUAAUGUCUCAAUGUUUCCAGCCUGGUGUCGGUCAGGUAGUUAGCUAAGUAAAAUGCAAUGUUAUUUAUGUUUUAGUUUUUGUUGCAAGUUUGUGUUAGUCUGUUCCCACGGUAAUAGUUUAAAUACUAAACUCUGUUGAUAGUUAAAUGAGUAUUUGUAAUGAGUAUGUGAAUCUGCUCAGGCAGGAUACAAACACGUAGUUGGACUACUGUGUGCAUUUAAUCACACUCCUUCAUCUUCUUCCAUUUUAAUGCACUCUGAAUCUGAACCAAAGCAUUAACUUCAAGGUAGCUGCUCUAAGCUGCAUGAGAUAUUUCCUUUCAUGCAAAUAUGCAAGAAAAUGCUUCAUGAAUUACAAUUUCUGUUUGUUUUGUCUGGUAAAAUGUGUUUGAUUUUUCCGCCUCGCAUAAUUCUGGGACUGUGUGUUUCUGCAGAUAUUGUUCACAGGAGCCAUACUGUUCCCAUCCAGCACAUUAUCAUGCUUAAAACUAUGCAUCUCCUGUCACAGUUGCUUUCGCCGUUUCAACAUAGUGCUUAACAUGUUGUAACGCGAGUACAUACCCUGAACCUUUACUCUCAUAUCAUCCGCCACAAUAGAAACAGCAAAGUCAAAUCCAUUGGACACAUGAAAGGCUGGAACCCUUGGAACUAAACACUACAAAGCUCUUGUCUAACUUAGUUCGCAUGAGUUCCCUGUCGCUGCCUCAUUAAGCCUCUUUUCUUUUGUUUGGGUGUAUUAAUAGCUCAAGUGGAGGAAGAGGAAGAGUGUCCUAUAUUGAGCUCCCCUCUGGGAGCCAGGCUCUAUUAGCUGAUGUGCUGCAGUGCCGUUUGUUCCAAAGAAAAUACCGUGCUCCACUCAUUGCCACUGUGGGACCCAGCUCACGUUCUUUGUAGGGGAAAAAAGGGGGGUUGGUUAGUACCAACAUUUCUAGGGGCUGGUUUUUAAACUAGGCUUCCCUCUCUUUUGAAGAACAACUUGUUCCAUCUGCCACUAUGAGGACAGGGAGUAAGGCCAAUUUUGAUGAAUUCCUCUCUGUUAUCUUUCAUACAUUUAUGUAUUGUUUCCUGGAAUCUAAAUGACAGAUCUGCCUACAGUGCUUCCUCUUUUGAAGGUUUAAAGCUCCCUCUUGAUGACUUAAACCUUAGUAGAUUUUGCUGUUAAUUACAGGGCCGGUAGCAGGAACUGUCUUGUGUGUUGUCAGUGUAUUGGACUUCAAAUGUUCCUGUGGGCUUCUGAGGUGUAACAUGCAGCAUGUGCUUUGCAGACAGAUCUGGUUGCCAGAGCUGAGAGCGACUGGGCAAACUUGCAGUGAAAUUGCAUCUUUUCGUACAGCUGCUUCUGUACACGUGUCGUCUGAAAGCUCUAGUUGUGUUUAGCUAUUGGAGCGAUUUCACAAAGAGCUGUCCGUGGUGCUGAAGUCGUCAAAACUCUGCUGCUCCUGCGAAAACAGGUAGCUUUCUACAAUUGCUCAUGACAUUUUCAUCUUUUGAAGCAGCGAGGCCAGAAGAUGUACCUGGAAAGAUUGUGAAGUUCAGCUAAUUUGAAUUUAAGGGAAAACACUGUAUAAAUAAAGCCAUUUACUGUAUGCCACAAUUUCCAGAGGUAGCAGUUAAGUUACCUAGAUAGGACGAGGUUUAACCUCAGAUGUUGUGUCUGAGGGAGAGUGAAAGGCUCUGCAUCAGUGGCUAAAAUAUUAGUUUUGUGACUAUCUACUGCCAAUGUAUGCAUGCAAACUGGCCAAAGCUAAAUACCAGGAUCUUAUGUGAAAUUUUACACAUGAGAUACAGUUAAUGUUGUCAAAAAUAUUAGUGUGGGCCUGUUAUGGAUUAUGUUACUAAAUUCCACCAUUAACACAGAUUCCUGUGAUUUAAGACUGUAGAGUUUGGGUGAAAUGAUGUACUGUUUUGUUUCACCCAUUCUAGAGGUUGGAGCACUGAACCAGCUACACAUUAGCCUCGUUGUCUUGCUCAGACAUACUUGCCAACAUGGGUACUGAUUGCGUCUUAUUGACUUUAUUUGGUUCAGUCCAGUGGAGCUCUUUGGAAUUUGCUAUAUACAAGAGUUUUGGCUUUUGUGUCUUUGUGUGCACAGCUCGUAAGGGAUCAUUAGUGUUCACGCCAAUUGUGCCACUGUAGACAUCAUCAUCAUCAUCAUCAUCAUCUUCACCGUCAUGCACGUGCUACUGCCUGAUUGUCGUCAGUCCUUUUAAAUCUUCAGUGUUCUUAUUGAAGUGUGUCAAAAAAAAGUACUGUAGCAACAAAUCCCUUUGAGACUGAUCAAUAUGAAACUGUUUCAAAACACGCAAUCAAGCUUUAAGGGCAACACUUUGCACUUAUAUGUUAUUUUUUAUCAUGCAAUUGAGUUUUCUGUAAAAGUGUCCUCUUUGAUUUUGUGCAGAUUCAGACGUUCAGCUCAUUAAUCAGUUUGUUUCUGCUGAGAAAACAAUACUAUAAUAUCAACCUCAACACCAGAUAGUACUUUCUACCCUCACUGCAAGGAUACACCAUGUGCAUACCUGCUUUUUAGGGCACUGUGAGCAUCAUUCAGGUCUUCAGGCUCAUUGAUAGUAUGAUUUGCUUUAAUAAAUGCUUUACGUGCUGGCUGAAUACAUCUGUGCAUUUAAUAACCUGAUACCAGUCACGAGGAGUUCUUUAAUAGAUCCUUGACUUCAUUGUAUUUUCAUCCGUACUGAAGAUAUUUUGUGAUACUAGGAUUUGUGUGUGUGAGCCGUCAGGAUGACAAUAAAUGUACGAUUUCCUGUUCAUGCAUUAAUCUUGAAUAAUAAAUUAGCUUUAUAUUAAAAAAAGUA
Molecule: messenger RNA, 7279 nt
Organism: Betta splendens (Siamese fighting fish)
Lineage: Eukaryota; Metazoa; Chordata; Actinopteri; Anabantiformes; Osphronemidae
Gene: rps6ka5
Product: ribosomal protein S6 kinase, polypeptide 5
Exons: 18
Coding region: 518-2731 (737 amino acids)
Biological process (GO): protein autophosphorylation; peptidyl-serine phosphorylation; intracellular signal transduction
Cellular component (GO): cytoplasm; nucleus
Molecular function (GO): calmodulin binding; magnesium ion binding; calcium/calmodulin-dependent protein kinase activity
Source: RefSeq, a predicted model, not a curated record